GGUGGCUCGAAGAGGAGGGAGUGGAAGAGGGAGAGGAAGAACAGCUUAUGGCGGCCGGCGGAAGUAACGAAGACGGCGGCGGCAGAGGCAGCGGCGACUAUCACGCUACGGCGUCUGGGCCGCUGCGACGACGAGAACGUCAUCCGCAUGUCGGCCCCCAGGUUGGCGGCGGCAGCAGAUCCACCACCGCAGCCGCGGCCGCAGCUACUGAGAGUUUUCGCCGUAGUGAGGCACCGCAUGACGCCGCAUUUGGAAGGCCACGGAGAACCGCGGAGGGAAAGAGCAGCGAAAACGUGCAUGACGUGCACGAUAAGGACGACAAGGGUGGUGGCGGUGUCGUACAAUACAUCAUGUACGACGACGAUAUGUACGAGGAUCUAGAGGGUGAUGAUGAUGAUUACGACGGCAACGUGGAUGAUUUGCUGGAGGAGCUUCUGACGUCAGCAAGCGGCGGGGGCGGAGGCGGUGUUGGGGGUGAUUACGGCGGCAGCAGCAACAGCAGCAGCGGCGGCAAGAGCAGCAGCAGUGGUGUCCACAACGGUGAUGCAUGCCACGUCAGCGGCGUGGCUGCUGUGACGGUAGCGGCGAUGCCGGCGACACCAGACGCACGCGUCUUUGCUGCUGACAAUGCCAAUAGCAAGCAGCAGCAGCAGCAGCCACAACCUCGACAGCAGCAGCAGGCAACGGCGAUGGUCGACGCAGCUGCCCGGGACGUGGGGGCUGCGACAGGCGGAACGCCGGCGGCAGCGGCGGUGGAGCGCAGGGGGCGGCAUGCUUCUGCCUCCGCAGCUGGGCGGGCUGCACCCAAGCCGGCGACGUUAGGGGACCCGCGGCAGCAGGACAGCGGCGGCCCCGGGAGGGAUGCGAGCAGGCAUGGAGGAGGUAGGGACGGGCGGGGUCCAGGUCAACCUCAUCCCGAACCAAUGGGAAGCAAUAACAGCGGGAGUAAAAGCAGUAACAGGAGCGUUAACAGCAAGCCAAAAGUGGAAAAGCAGCCGUCGACGCCGCACCACAGCAAGCGCCAGCCUCAACCACCGCAACUGUCAUCGAUGCGGCGAAGCGGAGCAGGAGGAUACGUGGGAGGCCCGCCUGACGGUUGGCAACAGUACGGCGGCUCAACCCCUCCGUCGCCGCAGCAGCAACAGCAGCAGAAAGCUGCAGCGGCGCCGAAGGCGACGCCAGCCAAUGCCACCCCCGCCAGUGCUAAACCUCGUAGCCGUGGCGGCGACGGCGGCGCCGUACAGUCGGCGUCUCCGUCUCCAUUCCCGUCCUCCGCCGGCGGCAGCGGCAGCGUCCAUGGCAUCGGUAGCAGAAGCGGAAGCGGAGGCGGCAUUUCAGCUACGCCGCCGGUGUUGCUACGCGCGUUCCUGUACUGCAUGGGCCGUAACGAACUGUACGACGCGCUGUGGCGGUUGGACUACAUGGAUCGGUUGGAGUUCGUUAGUCGGUUGGGGGAAGCGGACAUCGUGCUGCACAGGGCCCCAGCUCCCGGAGAGGAGCAGUUCGCCCUGCAAAAGCUGGUCAAGGGCGCUCGAGCCGCGCGCAUUCCGUUCGUAACGGUACGACAGGUUUCGGAGCAGGAGCUUGGUCCCGCUCUGGAGCGGGUGUUCAGGCGCUUCGAAGCCAUGUACGAACAGGUGCUUUCGGAGCCAUCAGCAGGUGGUGUUGCCGGGGCGGCUGCGGGGGCGCGGAAGGCACGCGGGUCGUAGACAGAUGACGUGUCUGGCCUCUGGGAUGCGCUUCCAGUUCAGGCCAUAAGGCCCUGCAUGUAACAAGGGCAAGUGCGGGACUGAGGCAUGUGUGGGGCAUGCGUGCAUACAUCGCAGUGCAGGUGGUUGAGCAGUUGAUGAGGAGCUGACGGGGAAUGUGUUUGCGGACCCAGGAGCGUUUCUAUUCUAGCGGUGCGGCACUGGUACGGCGUUGAUGCAGCAUUCGUGCGGAAUGGGUGCUGCACUGAUGCGGCAUUGGUGGGGGAUUGGUGCGGGGGAACGGAUAGUGGACUGCGGGCCGUAUAGAACAUAGUUG
Astrephomene gubernaculifera is the source of this 2025-nucleotide messenger RNA. Lineage: Eukaryota; Viridiplantae; Chlorophyta; Chlorophyceae; Chlamydomonadales; Astrephomenaceae. The record is from the annotation of a GenBank genome assembly.